UAGCUAGCUAUAAGCAAUUAGUAGGCUGUGAAGAUGGUGACCGUUGUUUGAUCAAAUAUAUAUAUUACUAGCUAGCUAGCUUCAAUUCAAAUUAACCACCAUCCAUUCCCCAUGCCACCUGGCCUCCUCUAUAUAUCCCCACCACUUGCUCGCUCAUCAUUCUCACACACACGUACGUACGUUCAAUAUAUUGCGAUGGAUCUAAAGAGUUGCGUGAUUACUCUUGUCCUUCUCUUCCUCUUACUCGCGGUACCUUCUAGCUCUGCUUCCAAAGAGAGACUAGAGUCGGAAGUAUAUGAGAUUGAUUAUCGGGGACCUGAAACUCAUUCACAUAGGCCUCCACCAAACCGUGGAAAUACUAAUAACGGCGUUCCUCGCGGACAUCUCAAGAAGCACCAACGAUUCAAGAGACAACCAACUCGAAAUGCGAUAAAGAAGGUAAAAAAGCUCAAAGGAUGAAAAUUAUACAUGCGUGCGAUGGCGUGGCUCAAGUAAAAACUAAGUUUCUAAUAUAUGGAGCGCUAUUAUAUGCUCCUUAAUUUAUCUUGUUUGUGUUUACCCUUUAAUUAUAAGUUUUAUAACAUAUGCUAAAAUGGAUGUGAUUUAUUGGUUAUAUAUGUAUCGGGUUAAAAACCGAACAAUAUAAAUAAAUCAAAGCAUUUUAGCAUAUUAUAUUCAAGCUUGCAAAUUCUCGCUUUUUUAUAUAUGUCGUCGUAUAUGUUGUAAUAUUGGCAUAAAGAUAUCAAUGUAAUAUAUGAAUAAGUUCUCUUGUUUUA
Erigeron canadensis is the source of this 776-nucleotide messenger RNA. RefSeq lists its product as uncharacterized. Bases 112 to 459 code for a protein of 115 amino acids. NCBI's taxonomy places the organism in Eukaryota, Viridiplantae, Streptophyta, Magnoliopsida, Asterales, Asteraceae. The record is from RefSeq and is a predicted model, not a curated record. The transcript has 3 exons.